Molecule: messenger RNA, 3712 nt
Organism: Gadus macrocephalus (Pacific cod)
Lineage: Eukaryota; Metazoa; Chordata; Actinopteri; Gadiformes; Gadidae
Gene: chaf1a
Product: chromatin assembly factor 1, subunit A (p150)
Exons: 16
Coding region: 243-2963 (906 amino acids)
Biological process (GO): nucleosome assembly
Cellular component (GO): CAF-1 complex; nucleus
Source: RefSeq, a predicted model, not a curated record
CACUCCCGCCAAUUCCGACCGAGGAGCGCGAGACGGCCAGCGGGGAACAGGGGUGCGUGCGGGAGAUGUGGAAACCUAGGAAGAGUUUGUCGCUGAAAAUGAAAUUGGACUAGAACACAAUUAAAGUAUAGAGAUAAACUUCUAUCUUCCGCACCGGGUGACAGCUGUCACUCCAGCGAACCGUCGCGGUCGUCGUGUAGUUUGCGGCUGUUUCUCUGCGGAGGAGGAGGAGGAAGAGGACGAUGCUCGCGGCGGGGACCCAGACGAACGCGGGAAUGGCGGCGGCGACCCCCCGGAGGAAGGGUAUGGAUUCUAAAACAAAACAAAAACAGGCCAACAUGAAGCUGGUUCAAGCCCGUCUGCCCUUCAAACGCCUGAAUCCUGAGCCCAAGGACUCCCAAGAGUCCAAACGGCCCCGCGUGCCUCUCUGCACGGAGCCAGCGGCCUCCGAUGGAGAGAACGAGGCGGAGACCUCCCCAGGCUCCGUCCACAACGGACCCGCCUUGGUCAACGGCCGCGGUCCUCUUGACGGCUUCUUCAGCCGAGGAAGCGGCUCCACGGAGAACAUGUGUAUAGAUCUAACCGCCGAGGAGUCUCCGGUCAAGCAGCCCUCUAAUCCUGCUGCCUGCGUUGCCGCAGAGGUGAAGCAGCCCCACACGGACAAACCGGUUCUCACUGGAGACUCCAGCAGCAACGUUCCGUGUAAAAAAGGGACUCCGGACUGCAAGGUGGUCAGCGAGGCCGAAGAUGAAAGUGAAGCAGAAGAGGAGAGCGAAGCGGAAGAGGAGAGCGACGCGGAGUCCGUCACGCGGCUUGACACGACGCAGGACUCUGAGAGCGAGGCAGAGGAGCAGGACGAGUCGAUGAAGAAUGAGUCCAUUUUGUCCGUCUCCUCCGUCAGCUCUAACUCUGCGGCUGAGAGUUCUCCCGAGCUGGCCAAGAACAAGAGCCUCAAUACUGAUCCGAACACAACCCCCAAGGUGCCAGAGGAUGAGAAGAAGGUGAAACGGCGCUCCUUGAAGAGCUUACAGGAGCAGGACGAGCGGCUCCAGCUGAGGCAGGAGAAGGAGCGGCAGAAGGAGGAGGCCAAAUCGGCCAAGGAGAAGAAAAAGGAGGAAGCCCGAAAACUCAAAGAGGAGCGAGAAAAGGAGAGAAGGGAGAAAAAGGAAAAAGACGAACGUGAGAAACGUGACAAAAAAGAAAAGGAGGAGAAGGAGAAGGCAGAACGGCUGAAGGCCAAGGAGGACCAGCGCAAAUCAAAACAAGAGGCUAAACUUGAAGAAAAGCGCAAGAAAGACGAGGAUAAACGUUUGAAGGAGGAGGAGAAAAAGAUGAAAGAAGAGAAAGACCGUCUUAAAGCUAAGAAUGCAGCAAUAACCAGGUACCUGCAGAAGCCCAAGACCCAACUGGCUCCUAAGACACUCUCGGCGGCGUGUGGGAAGUUUGCUCCGUUUGAGAUCAAGGAGCACAUGGGCCUGGCCCCUCUCUGCCGCGUCCAGUGUGGGGACGAGGUUCUGGAGGAGCUGGACCGCUGCCUGGGGACGCCGUCCAGCGACACAAACGUACUGAAGGAGUGGACCCAGAAGAAGCCCCGCAGGUCGGGUCCGACCAAGCCCCGGCAGAGGAACACCCUCAGUGACGUAGUCAUGGAGGAAGGGCCUCGGCCCGACGGCGUCCCCGACCGUAAGCGCUGCGGCGCCAUGAAGCUGCUGCAGUUCCACCUGAACCACCGGCCGGCGUACUGGGGCACCUGGAGCAAGAGGAGCGCCACCAUCUCCCCCCGCUGCCCCCUCCGCCUGGACAAGGACCUGCUGGACUACGAGGUGGACAGCGAUGACGAGUGGGAGGAGGAGGAGCCUGGAGAGUCGCUGUCGCACAGUGAAGGAGAGGAUGAAGAAGAGGGAGGAGAGGCGGAGGGGGGGGAUAAUGACGACGACGACGAAGACGACGAUGGCUUCUUCGUACCCCACGGUUAUCUGUCCAAUGAUGAGGGCGCGUUGGAGGAAGAGGAGGGCGGCGACAUGGAGAAGCAGAAGGUGCGCCAGAGGCUCAAAGCCCGGGAGUGGGACGAGCUGAUGUCGUCCAAGAAGAAGGUGAAGCAGCUGGAGGCGGUGGUCCGGGGCUGCGUGUGGGAUGGGGAGACGGACCGGCGGAGCCUGGAGCUGCUCCAGCCCUACGCCGUGUGUCUGAUCCAGGCCCUGCCCAAGGCCGACACCAGCCCCAGCCCAGAGGACCUGACCAAGAAGAGCCAGAGAGCUGAGCAACUACUGGAACAGCUGCUCCCCCUGCUGCACGGCAACGUCAACAGCAACAAGGUCAUCAUCACAGAGUUCCAGGAGCUCUGCCGCCAGCAGAGCCUGGCCGCGUCCCCCCCGCCCGCCGUGGGCAGCCCCCCCAGCCCGGCGGACAACGUCCCGACCAGGAUCUGCGUGAAGCGCAUCAUCAAGAACAACGCCGUGUACAAGAAGGGCGCCACCUACCGCCGCUGCUGCUGGUACGUCCACGGAGAGGUGCUGUCCCGCUUCGGCCGGGACGCCCUGCCCGUGCCCUGCCAGUGGACCUACCUCACGGCCGGAGCCCGGGAGGACCCCCGCGAGGAGGCCCCGCCCCCGGCCGCCACCGGGUCCCAGGGGAACUCCCCCGGGACGCCCCAGUCCUCCUCCACCUCCUCCACCCCCUCCUCCCACAAGAGGCGGAGCACGGGCAGCAUGUCCAUCAAGAGGUUCAUGAAGAAGUGUGCGGAUGUCGAACAGACGGAGCCCAUGGAGACGGACGGCUUCCAGGCCGACACGGAGGAGGAUGCAGAGGACGACUGUGUCAUCAUCGCUACACAGACCGAUUCAUCCAAAGAGACCGCCUCACGGACUAGCACGGAGACGGACCGCCCCGGCCGUCCGAUGGCCGUCUCCCCAUCAGACGCCCCCGCGCGGCCCGGCCCGGCCCCGACGGUGGCUACUGCCUGAGGGCCGACCCUGGACCUCGCUGUCGCCUCUAGGACCUCCUCUCCAUACCACUGCCCCCCCCCCCCUCCUCCCCCAUUUCACUCUUUCUCCUCUCAGCCCUGGGUGUGUCUCCGUCGCUCCUCACACGGACCCAGGAAGGGGUAACCCACCGCGCUAGAGAGAGACUUGUGGACGACACUGGAUCCUGAGACCGCCAGGCUUUCGGGGCGGUGGAGGGUCGUAACGGACGAACGAACGAAGGCCUCGACGGGCCAGCGUCCGGUCAGCUCCCGUCCCGUGUCCUGCACGGCACAGCGACGUCACGGCCGUCCUGUCAUCAGAGCGUCUUCACCUGUGGUUAGUUCACCACUGCAACUGGACAACACCAACUCAACACUUCCCUCCAGGGUUUAGACCGAGGAGAGCGUACCGUGCCCUGGGCCGGCCUUGUUGUUCUUCCCGUUUCACCCGCUGCAAAGUCGUGACGGCAUUAUGGGACUCGAGCCCUGCUGUCAGUCUCCUUGUACAUAGUCCAGUUCAGAGAGAAUCUAGCGCUCCAGCCCAGCCCCGUGUUGUUGACCAGCAGCCCUUAUCCUCGCAGACCCCCACACUAACAAGCGGGGGGGGGCGGUAUGUCUCUGUUGGUUGCGUCCCAGAUGGGGCCCGCUAGGCCACGUCAUUUUAUAAAUGUGGAUUUUUUUUCUUUUCAAGAAUACCGUACUUGAACAUUUUGAAUUCAUUAAAAUAAUAUUAAAUGUAUUGCACUUUUA